This is a messenger RNA of Fonsecaea erecta, 1677 nucleotides long. RefSeq lists its product as hypothetical. The transcript has 2 exons. Gene Ontology annotation, molecular function: phosphatidylinositol binding. The record is from RefSeq and is a predicted model, not a curated record. Bases 1 to 1677 code for a protein of 558 amino acids. NCBI's taxonomy places the organism in Eukaryota, Fungi, Ascomycota, Eurotiomycetes, Chaetothyriales, Herpotrichiellaceae.
AUGUCUGAUUUUCUAACUCUUCGACCUAUCACCCUCAAUGAGGAAGAACUAGAAGACAUCGAACGACGAAAAGAGAUGGAUGCAAGGCGGCUGGAAGAGCAGAGGAAGUUCUACGAUAUUGCCAGAAAACGAGCGGCAGAGCUGGACACCUACAUGGAGAAAUUUCGGAGAAAUAUUGUUGAGGCGAAUGGCUUGACCAAGCUAUUUGCUGAGAUCCGAAGCAAAGAGAAGCUUGAAGACUUGAGCCCGGAGUAUCAGAAAUUUGCAGAAUGGCUGAGGAUAGAGGUGGCAGCCACCAUCUACCAUCUAUUCCUGGCAGAAGACAACUCCCCCGAGCUGUUUGCUCAAGCGAAACGGAUACAUUCUCUAGUGCCAUACACGGUAUUGAAGAAUGUGAUUCGAAUAGCGAACCCAGCAGCAGUAAUGUCUGGCGUAUUGGAUCUGUUUUUGGCACAACCCUUCGGUGCAAGAUCGCUACUACAACGGAUAUUCGCCCAGACUCUGGCAGACGGAAUCCGGCAAUUUCAGAGAUCGAUCGAUGGCGUCUCCGGACAAGUGGGAGACCCGGUCCUAGUCAACAAAAUCAAAGCCUUUGUUGACAGUCCCGAAGAAACCAAGAACAUUGUCCGGGCGGAGGCUAACACGGAUCAGAUCGAUCUUGUAGUGGCUAUCCUCAGAUCAGAACAGUUCGAACCUGAACUUACGCCGCCACAAAUCGAACGAGUCUACAACGCAUGGGUGGCAUGGAACAGCGCAGUGGAGAAUGAGGACGAAGAACUCAAACAAGGCGCAGAAAUGUUCUCGCACCUCAAGCAACUUCUGAAGUUAAUGACUCGGCAACGUGACAAGGCUAUGAUGGCAGCUAUGAUCGAGGAGCCCAACACUCUACAGUUGUUCCGUGAUUUGUUCACCAUAUUCUACGAGCCACUCAUUCGGGUAUACAAAUCUGCAAACGUGUACAGCUCCAUCACGGACUUUGCUCGCUUCGCCGACGACGCCAUCAAAACGGUCGAAAUCGCACAGCGCCAAGAUGUGUCCGCAGAUCCGAAUCAAACUGUCCAGUCAUUCAUCGAUCUCUGCGCCAGACAUGAACACAACUUGUAUAAAUUUAUCCAUGAAGUCCACACUCACGACAACGGCCUCUUUACCGCCUUGAUGAGCUGGAUCGAAGGUAUCCUUGAGUUCCUUCGAAAAGGUCCCAGGAGCGGAGGGAGAUUAGAUAUGAAUGCAAUUCUACAGGGAGCGUUAGAUCUAGGGGCGGUGGACAGGGAGAUCGUUAUUACCGAAGUUGAUGCUUUGAUUAAGUGGCAGGAGGCGCGAAAGAAGUGGCACAGCGAUAAGACGAGGCAGAAAAUGGCAGCUGAGGGAACAGGCUCUGGCAAUUCUUCAGAGGCAGCGACGGGCAUGCCGGGGGCGAACUUCCGGAGCAGCGAUUUUGGAUUGCAUGAGACUGACCUAAUGGACCUCCGCAUUUCUGACGAUGAAGACGACCUUGACUCUGAUGAAGAAGAUGUAGAAGACGAUCUCGACCCUCUCUCGGCGGAGCGGCGUCGCCGUAGAAAGGCACAAGACAGGUUGAGGAGAAGCGCCGGCGAGCCUGUGAAGCCAGAAGUCAAGGAGGUGUUGAAACUGCGAGAGUCGUUCGUGUCAAUGCUGAGAGCAAUCUUGAGCGAUUAA